AAGACACUGUCAACUGUCAUCUCUCAUUAGUGACAUUAAUUUUAUCCAACAUUUUGCAAAAAUCGGUUGUUAAAAUUACUAAAAUUAGAAUCAACAAGAAGAAAAAUCCUUAUCAAAGUAGAAAAACAAAUCCAAGAAAAUAAAAAAAAACCCAAAACAGCCAACAACAAUGGAUUCUCUGAAUGAUAGCGUUUCCUCCUCGGCUUCCUCAGAUCUACUAAGUCAAAUGGAAAAGGAACUGUUCCUCUUGGAUGCCCGAAGUGAAGAUACAAAGGCGUGCAAGCAACUCUUGAAAGAAUUGAAGGCGAAUAAGGACACGUUGCGAGAGGCUCGCCUCCAAGUCCUGAUCAACCGAUACGAGACCGUUUGCGUCAUGAAGAAAUUCGAGAUUUUGAAGAACAAGUUUGCUAUGUACAAAUUGACUGCAAACUCUGUGGUGGAACAAGAUUAGAGCUUAUUUAUUUCAUUUUCAAUUCAUAUCUCUCUUUCAAUUCAUAUCUCUAUAGUUUGGUAAUUUUUCUUUAAAUUUAAUAAGUUGAACAAGAUGAGUCCGAAAGAAGACUGCAUUUUUGUACAAAUCAAGUUUAAGUCAAAAUGUUGUUAAUACAUACAUAUAACUAGCUAAUCCUUCAAA
Molecule: messenger RNA, 634 nt
Organism: Ceutorhynchus assimilis (cabbage seed weevil)
Lineage: Eukaryota; Metazoa; Arthropoda; Insecta; Coleoptera; Curculionidae
Source: the annotation of a GenBank genome assembly